This is a messenger RNA of Striga hermonthica, 405 nucleotides long. NCBI's taxonomy places the organism in Eukaryota, Viridiplantae, Streptophyta, Magnoliopsida, Lamiales, Orobanchaceae. The record is from the annotation of a GenBank genome assembly.
AUGCAAUCUGCACCACUAAACUCGUCAUCUCUCAAAAGUAUUAACUGUACUUCAUUCACCCGUCCUUAUUAUGGAUCAAAUCCAAGCGCUUUAUGUAAACCACAGGUAAGCCUCAAACUCCGAUCAGGUUCACGAGCUGCGGUUCGUGCGGUGGACGACAUCUCGGCGGCCAUUACUUCAUCUCAGCCACAAAUCACUUGGCAAAUCGUGCUCGGCGCUCUUGCGGGGGUGUCUCCUUUUGUGGUGGCUGGAAUUGAGUUCAGCAAGAGAAUUAUUGAACAAAAGAAGUGUAAGGUGUGUAAUGGGUCGGGGCUUGUAUUGAGGGAUGACAAGUACUAUUUCCGAUGCCCUGCCUGCGGUGGUUUUUUACCAUGGCAGUCGUGGAGAAGAUUCUUUACUGGUUAG